AGGAAAUGGUGGCCGCGGAAUGCGGAUGCCACUGAUUAUAAGACAAUAGAAAGAGCCAAGGAGUGAGAGGAAGACAUAUUAUACCUCGAUAUCAUCUAACGACCAAUUGUAAUAAGGAUAUGGAUUUGUGUACCAACUUGCCAGAGAACCUGUGCUCUAAACCCAUCGACCUGACCAAUGUUGGCAGUCUUAACAUUAUAUGCUGGGACCAGUUCCUCAGACUGACGAGGCUUGAUGACGACACUGACUGGCACGAUCAGUUUUUAGCUCGCACCUACAGCGAAGAGGAGUUUAUGAGAAAGAGAAAAGAGAAUGUAAAGAAACGUUCCAAGAGCGACACAAGCACGAGACAUCUCCCUCAACAAGCGAACUUUUUCCCUAACAAAUCUGCAUCUGCAUCUCCUGCAUCAGAGAAGUCGGAGAAGAAGUUCGUGAGGCAAAACUCGGCGAGUUACAGACAUUCCUUACCGGGCAUCGUUGAAAAUGGGGUUUAUACCGAACAGCGAGCUGCAGAUAGAAAGGGUUUUACAGAGAAUUUUAUGGAAAUAGACCAGACGACUAAUCUAGAUAAGAAGUCAGUUUCGAUGUCAGAUCUGCGUAACGUGAGCCAGAAUACUGGAAGUAGUAAUUUCUUUUCCAAAUUCACAGCUACAACAAAGAGCCAAGAGAACCUCUCUAUGCAGGGGAAGGACGGGACGAGAUACCGACCUGAUGCGCCGUUAAAGGACGGCAUCUCACAACGAGUGUCAAACGUCAAACGCAUGCUCCGGCUUAAUGGCUUGAUGCACUCGGAAUGAACAAAACCUUCAUGAAGACCUACCCACUACCGCCAUGCUCUACAUCACGGAAAUAUGCAAAUGUUCAUUCCAAAACCAUAAUUAACCAACUAAAUAUGUUAGCAGAUUUUUAAUGUCAAGCAGAUUGGAAUACAGUGGUGUUAUCAGUUUCAUACCAUACAUGUUGGUAUGUAACUAUUGGUACUGGGGGUGUGAGGCUAUAAUGGAAGAAUAUGUCGGACAACUUCAUCAGCUAUAAGCAGAAAGCUUGUUGCUAAAUCACAAGCUGCAUUUCCGAGCGAUGUGAAGCAUAACUGUUGAUGGACUGUGAAUAAACCUGUUAAAUUGAGCAAUUUAGUUUAGAUUCAUAAACUGAAAGAUCUGUUGGGUAUUUUAAAUGGUUUAUUGAUUGUUGCUAGACGCUAGUUCUAUGUCCAAGAUUAAUGAUGAUAAUCGAGCUGAAAAUUUAUCGGUACAUUCGU
Molecule: messenger RNA, 1258 nt
Organism: Bolinopsis microptera
Lineage: Eukaryota; Metazoa; Ctenophora; Tentaculata; Lobata; Bolinopsidae
Exons: 7
Coding region: 120-797 (225 amino acids)
Source: RefSeq, a predicted model, not a curated record